CAUCCGGCGACUGCUAAGUGGUAUGACAGGCGGGACUCCGUCUACAUCGAGUUCUGCGUAGCGGACAGCAAGGAUGUCAAGAUCAAUUUUGAGAAAGCUAAGUUUGUUUUCAGGUGAGUUAUGACAUCUGUCAGUGGAGGUUUAAAUGAAAAGUUUGACCAACUGCUCUAGGCAUUUGAUAAUUCUUCUAAUUUCCUUUCACCCCUCCCUUUACCAGUUGUCUUGGAGGAACUGAUCAAGUCAAACACCAGAACGAAGUAGACCUUUUCGAAGCAAUUGAUCAAAAUGUGAGUAACUUCAUUGCAUUGUCUUCCUGUCCUCAGGACAAGAUGCAGAUUGCUUCCUUCGAUAUAUAA
Messenger RNA from Coregonus sp. 'balchen', 356 nucleotides. The record is from the annotation of a GenBank genome assembly. Lineage: Eukaryota; Metazoa; Chordata; Actinopteri; Salmoniformes; Salmonidae.